Caenorhabditis elegans is the source of this 886-nucleotide messenger RNA. It is a transcript of the gene ceh-19, whose product is annotated as Homeobox protein ceh-19. The transcript is spliced from 4 exons. Gene Ontology annotation, molecular function: DNA binding; DNA-binding transcription factor activity, RNA polymerase II-specific. Gene Ontology annotation, cellular component: nucleus. Gene Ontology annotation, biological process: regulation of DNA-templated transcription; regulation of transcription by RNA polymerase II. NCBI's taxonomy places the organism in Eukaryota, Metazoa, Nematoda, Chromadorea, Rhabditida, Rhabditidae. The coding region runs from base 145 to 744 and encodes 199 amino acids. The record is from RefSeq and is marked reviewed.
AACUUUCCCACGGGUUCCUAAUAUAAAUCAAAACCUGAAGCCGAAAAGGCUCUCAUUCUCAAUCUAAUUCCUAAUCGUCAUAUAUAUUGGCAACUUCUCAACUCUACAUUUUCUUAAAGUCUUUUAAAUAAAAACUAUUGAAAAAUGGCUUUCAAUAUUGAAAGUUUACUGGAGAAAAAAUCUAAUCCAGUUGAAGAAGGUAAUGAUUUUGAGGAAGAAAACGACAGCGAAAAAAACGGUGAAGAAGACGAAGAGGAAGAAGAAAAAAAUGUAAUUGAUGGUUGGACAAAUAUGGCAACAAGCCAAUUGGCAAUGUUUGCUAUUGCAAAUGAUCUGAGAACACCAACUCUUGUUGAGUUACAAAUGCUUUUAGGAGUAUCAGCUCGAAAGCAUGAUUACAAGAGAAGCAGAAAAUCUGUCUGCGAAAGAAAACCACGACAAGCGUAUUCAGCAAGACAGUUGGAUAGAUUGGAAACGGAAUUUCAAACUGACAAAUAUCUGAGUGUGAACAAGAGAAUCCAAUUGUCUCAGACAUUGAAUCUAACUGAGACCCAGAUAAAAACAUGGUUUCAAAAUAGACGAACAAAAUGGAAGAAACAAUUAACAUCAUCAAUACGUCAAAUGGUAAAAGAUGCUCCAACAUCCACGUCAGUUGGUGUUCCUUUUCAGUCACUUCUCACUCCGCCCACUCCACCUACAACUCUUGCCUGUCACGUCAACUCCCUGUUCGCUUGUGAGCAAUAGCUUCCUCAUGUUUAUGAAAUUUAUAUUACAUUGAGAAUUCUAUUGCACUUUUUUAAUCUCGAAACAUGUUAAAUACUCCAGUACAAAAUUGAUAAAAGAAAAUAUUUUUUCGUAAUAAAAAUUGUUGAGAACCAAACAAGAA